This is a messenger RNA of Striga asiatica, 1861 nucleotides long. NCBI's taxonomy places the organism in Eukaryota, Viridiplantae, Streptophyta, Magnoliopsida, Lamiales, Orobanchaceae. The record is from the annotation of a GenBank genome assembly.
CCUGUGUCCGCCCCUGGUCAGGGUUCAACAGUCUUCACUCCACACACACAAACACUUUCCCCUCUCUCUCUCCCUCUCUACUCACACCGGCAUUUUUGGUGCCUCUCAACACGCCAUGAAUUCGGCUCUCUUACUAUCCGCAGUACCACUGCUACUCAUUUAUGCGUCCCUAUUCUUGCCGGCGGCGUCUUCCAUCGGAGUCAACUACGGCCGAUUCGGGAACAACCUCCCCCACCCGGAGUCCGUCGUCACCCUUGUCAAGUCCGUCGGCGCCACCCGCCUGAAGCUCUACGACGCCGACCCCCGCGUCCUCAAGGCCUUCGCCAACACUGGCAUUGAGUUCAUCGUGUGCGUCGCCAACGAGUACCUCGCCGGAAUGCGCGACCCGAAGCAAGCCCUCGCCUGGGUGAAGACCAACGUCCAGUGCUAUCUACCAUCGACCAAAAUCACCUCCAUCGCCGUCGGCAACGAGGUCCUCUCGCAGAACGACACCGCUCUCUCGGCCAAUCUCCUCCCGGCCAUGGAAAACAUCCACUCCGCCCUCGUCUCCCUCAAACUCGACAGCCUUAUCGCCGUAACCACCGCCCACAACCUCGCGGUGCUGGAGGUCUCGUAUCCUCCCUCCGCAGGCGCGUUCCGGCGAGAUCUGACUCAGACGCUCUCCUGCAUCCUCGACUUCCACACCAAGGUCGGCUCUCCUUUCCUCAUCAACGCCUACCCUUACUUCGCCUACAGAGCCAACCCCAAGCAGGUGUCCCUGGAUUUCGUCCUCUUCGAACCGGGCUCGCCGGAGAUGGUGGACCAUGGGUCCGGGCUGAGGUACGAAAAUAUGUUCCACGCCCAGAUCGACGCAGCCUACUCCGCCGUGGAGAGGCUGGGAUACAGAAAUGUGCGGCUCCAGAUCUCGGAGACGGGAUGGCCUUCCAAGGGAGACGCGGAUGAGGCUGGGGCGACGCCGGAGAACGCCGGAAAGUAUAUCAGGAACCUCAUGAAGCUGAUUGCCACCAAAAAGGGGACGCCGUUGAGGCCCAAUCAGGACCUCAACAUCUACGUGUUCGCCCUGUUUAACGAGAAUCAGAAGCCCGGCCCGACUUCUGAGAGGAAUUUUGGGCUUUUUAAGCCCGAUGGGACGCCUGUGUACAAUCUGGGGUUAAACACGACCACCACUAACACUACCGAUUUCACUCCCCCAUACGACUCCACACCCCCAUCUGCCACAAUUGGGACCUCUUCUGAUGGCUACCUUGCUAUUACUGCUGAUGAUUCGGAGAGAAUUCCUUUCCAAGCCAAGUUAUCGUUUUUGUGCCUGGUGUUCACAGCCAUUUUAGCAUUCCAGCUCUGAUUAUUGUUAAUCCCAAUCGUAGUUUUGAUCUAUAGGGGCCGACAUAGAGCUUCAGGUCUGGAAAAAGUGAGAUUCCUUUGAUUUUCUUAAUUUCAUAUAUGCAAAAUAUCUUUGGAGUCGUAGUAUUUUUUCUUUAACUAGGAGCAUGAAAAAGAGUAUCAACAACGGUAACUUACUCUAAUUUAAUAUUCAAGUUAUGGGUGGUUGGGUUUUUUACAACCUUUUUAGAGCUAUCAAGAAUUUGGGAGCUGCCUAAUUGAGUGCUGUUGGGAAAAUGAUGAAGAUGCAUUUGCACCUUUUUAGUCUUUUAGGCUGGCAUUGAGUCUAAUGCUUUUCCCUCUUGUAAUUUUUUUUUGUGCUGGUGUGUUAUGAAAAGCAGGACUGCACAUGUUGGAUUUUGUUCUUGCUUAUGUGUUCUCGGAUAUUAGAUGCUAAUGAUGGGCCCACCCUUCUUUUUAAUCAUUCAAAGUUUUUUUACUUAAUUAUUUGGGGUUUAUCUCUCUCUCUCUAUAUAUAUAU